CACACGCCAAGGUUGGAGUCUCAAUCUCCCUCACGAGCCUGGAGGAGCGGUGUAACCGGAUGCUGAGGGAGAUGGAGGGUGGCCUGACGGCACGAGACCGCGUCGGACUCCAGGACUUCGUCCUCCUGGAGAACUACACCAGCGAGAGCGCCUUCCUAGACAAUAUUAGGAAACGCUUCCAUGAAAACCUCAUAUACACCUAUAUCGGGACCCUGCUGGUGUCAGUGAACCCCUAUAAGGAACUCAGCAUCUACACCAAGAAGCAGAUGGACGUCUAUAUGGGGGUCAACUUCUUCGAACUACCACCGCACAUUUUUGCGCUGGCAGACAACGUGUACCGCACAAUGCUGAGUGAGACGAAUAACCACUUCAUCCUGAUAUCCGGGGAGAGCGGGGCGGGGAAGACGGAGGCCUGCAAGAAGGUGCUGCAGUUCUACGCCGUCAGCUGCCCCAGCACCCGCGUCCUCGACAACGUCAGGGACCGACUGCUACUGUCCAACCCAGUACUAGAGGCGUUUGGAAAUGCAAAAACACUGAAGAAUGACAACUCGAGCCGCUUUGGGAAGUACAUGGAUAUUCAGUUUGAUCACAAGGGCGGUGCUGUAGGCGGCCAUAUCCUGAGUUACCUGCUGGAGAAGUCCAGGGUGGUGCAUCAGAACCACGGGGAGAGGAACUUCCACAUCUUCUACCAGCUGGUGGAGGGAGGAGACGAGGAGCUGCUGAGAUGGCUGGGGCUGGAGAGAAACUGCCAGAAAUACAGAUAUCUAGUCCGGGGUGAGUGUGCCAAGGUGAGCUCCAUUAGCGAUAAGAGCGACUGGAAGACGGUGCAGAAGGCCUUCACUGUCAUCGACUUCAGCGAGAAGGACGUGGAGGAUCUGUUGGCCAUCAUAGCCAGCGUUCUGCAUCUGGGAAACGUCUACUUCGACAAGAACAUCAGGGGCUACGCUGCUCUCAACAACAGCAUGGAAGUACACUGGCUCUCAAAGUUGCUGGGGAUUCCCACCCAGACUCUACAACAGGGUCUCACUCACAGGAAGAUAGAAGCCAGAUCUGAAGAGGUGCUGAGUCCCUUUACGCCAGACCAUGCUAAAUGCGCCAGGGAUGCUCUUGCCAAAGCCAUCUAUGGUCGCACCUUCAACUGGCUGGUGGGGAAGAUCAACGAGUCGCUAGUCAACAAGGAUUCCACGAGGAAAACCGUCAUUGGCUUGAUUGACAUCUACGGAUUUGAGGUGUUCCAAGUCAACAGUUUUGAGCAGUUCUGUAUAAACUACUGCAAUGAGAAGCUGCAGCAGCUCUUCAUCCAGCUGACACUCAAAUCAGAACAGGAGGAGUACGAGACCGAGGGGGUCGAGUGGGAGCCAGUGCCAUAUUUUAACAACAAGAUAAUCUGUGAACUGGUGGAGGCUAAACAUCGAGGAAUCAUCUCUGUUCUGGAUGAAGAGUGUUUGCGCCCAGGUGAGGCCACAGAUCUGACUUUCUUGGAGAAGCUGGAGGAGACUCUGAGUGGACACCCACACUUCCUAACGCACAAGCUGGCGGACCCGAAGACAAGGAAGACUCUGGAUAGAGGGGACUUCCGCCUCAUUCACUACGCAGGGGAGGUCACCUACUCCGUACAAGGAUUUUUGGAUAAAAAUAACGACCUCCUGUACAGGAACAUCAAAGAAGUGAUGCGUCAGUCCACCAAUCACAUCAUCAAGCUCUGCUUCCCAGUCAACGAGCCGGACACCAAGCGGAGACCUGAAACGGUCGCUACGCAGUUCAAGAGCAGUCUGGCAGGCCUGGCGGACAUCCUGAUGUCCAAGGAGCCGUGGUACGUACGCUGCAUCAAGCCCAACGACGGCAAGCAGUCAGGGAGGUUUGAUGACGUGCUGGUGAGACAUCAGGUUAAGUACCUGGGCCUCAUGGAGCACCUGCGGGUCAGGAGGGCAGGAUUCGCUUACCGCCGCCGCUACGAAGUUUUCCUACAGAGGUAUAAGCCGCUAUGUCCAGACACCUGGCCUAACUGGCGGGGCACAGCUGCAGAGGGCGUGGCCAAGUUGGUGAAACACCUGGGCUACCAGAGGGACGAGUACAAGAUGGGGAAAACAAAAAUUUUCAUACGCCAUGCGAGGACUUUAUUUGCCACCGAAGACGCAUUUGAUGUUUGCAAACACCAACUGGCUACACGGAUACAGGCCAAAUAUAAAGGCUACCGCGUGAAAGGAGACUACCUCAAGCAGAGAGAAGCAGCCACGAAGAUUGAGAACUGCUGGAGGGGUCUGAUGGCCCGCAAGGAGAAGGAGAGGAGAGCCUGGGCAGUCAAGGUCAUCAAGAAGUUCAUCAAGGGCUUCAUGACGCGUAACCAGCCCCUCAGUGUGGACAACUCCGAGUACCUGGCCUUCGUACGCCACAACUACCUCAUGAGGCUUAAAGACAACCUGCCCAAGACAGUACUGGACAGGCACAACUGGCUUACACCGCCCCCCAUCAUGAAGGAGGCCUCCCAUCUACUACGCAAAAUCUUCACUCGAAACAUCGUGAGGAAGUACGUCAAGGGGAUGACAGCACAGAGGAAAGCACAGCUCCAGCUGAAAGGUCUGACCAGUGCUCUGUUUCGGGGUAAGAAGGAGAACUACCCCUGCAGUGUGGGCCGGCCCUUUGCAGACACCAGAAUCAAUGAACAGGACAUCAACAUUAAAGUCCUGCAGACUCUUAACCUGGAGGGAGUAAAGUACAGCGUUCCUGUUGUGAAGUACGACCGUAAUGGUUUCCGUCCUCGUUUCCGUCAGAUGAUCUUCACCCAGGUGGCGGCCUACCUGGUGGAAGAGGGCAGGGUCAAGCAGCGCAUGGAGUACGCACAGCUCAAAGGAAUAUCCGUGAGCAACUUGAGUGACAACUUCCUGAUAUUCCACGUCAUCUGUGACGCUCCUGUCAAGCAGAAGGGGGACGUUGUGCUUCAGUGUGACUACCUGUUUGAGGCGCUGACUAAACUCUGUGUGGUGAUGAACAGAAGGAGCAUCAUCAGCAUCGUCCAGGGAAGUGUCAGGUUUGAUAUCUACCCUGGGAGGGAGGGCUUCGUGGACUUCAAGAGCGGGCCCGAGUCGAUGGUCUACCGCGGCAAGAACGGACAUCUCAUGGUGGAGUCAGCAAAGACGAAAGUUCGGUGACCCAGUGAGCAUCGAGGAGAGAACCAGGAAGUGAUCUGACCUUCAGCUUGCCUGGCGCGACCUCCAUUCGACCUUCAUUCGGUUGGAGACAACAGAUCACGAACCAACAGGGCUGCCAAGCA
Molecule: messenger RNA, 3271 nt
Organism: Engraulis encrasicolus (European anchovy)
Lineage: Eukaryota; Metazoa; Chordata; Actinopteri; Clupeiformes; Engraulidae
Product: unconventional myosin-Ih-like
Exons: 32
Coding region: 60-3149 (1029 amino acids)
Biological process (GO): actin filament organization; vesicle transport along actin filament
Cellular component (GO): myosin complex; microvillus; actin cytoskeleton
Molecular function (GO): microfilament motor activity; ATP binding; actin filament binding
Source: RefSeq, a predicted model, not a curated record